Molecule: messenger RNA, 5217 nt
Organism: Thalassophryne amazonica
Lineage: Eukaryota; Metazoa; Chordata; Actinopteri; Batrachoidiformes; Batrachoididae
Gene: tnip1
Product: TNFAIP3 interacting protein 1
Exons: 18
Coding region: 180-2213 (677 amino acids)
Biological process (GO): negative regulation of canonical NF-kappaB signal transduction; regulation of transcription by RNA polymerase II; cellular response to lipopolysaccharide
Source: RefSeq, a predicted model, not a curated record
UGCUCUGACUGGCUGCUCGCCCUGUCAAUCAUUGCUGUUUACGUUGCUGUGCGAGGUGGAAUUUCCCAGGUUACGGCAGAAAGCAGCAGACCACUUCCGUCUAGCUGUCUGGUACAGAGACAAGAGGCCACUGCGAGCUGAAAGUCCAGAGCAUCAUGUUUAGUAAGUGAGCCACAGCAAUGGAAGGGAAAGGUCCAUAUCGCAUCUAUGACCCAGGUGGGAGUGAGGUCAAGGCCAGGGAGGAGGCAGCAGGAGGGAGCAGCUAUCGACAGCUACUGGAGGAGAACAGCAUAUUGAGGGAGCGGAUGAAGGGACUUAAGAGCUUAGGGGACUUAUUGGAAGAGUCUCAGUCAGAGGCAUCACGUCUUCGUCAGAGAGUGGAGGAGCUCGUGAGAGACAACGAAGCGCUCAAGUCAUCCAGCUUUGCUGCCAGCCUGUGUACAGGAGGACCCAUUCAGUCUGAAACACAAAGUCAAGGAAAGCCCUUUGUGCAUCCAACUGUAGAGCACAAGGAUGAACAAACCAGCUGUUUUGGGAAGACUCUUCAGCCUGAAAAACCUAAUGAGGUGUUAUCACAGUUUGAAGUGGUGAAUAUGGAGGGGAAAAUUCCAGAUGCCAAUACUGUCCAGGCAGGGCCAGCGGCAGGCGUCAUCCCCCUCCUGCCUCAGGAGAACAUUGAGCUUGCAAGCCAACUGAAGAGACUUGAGAGCUCUUUUAGCAUCUUUGCAGAGGAGUCUAAUCCAAAUCAGCUUUUGGCUCAUCUCGGUCGCAUGGCAGUCGAAUUUCACCAUCUUUCCUCAAAGGUCCAAAAGAAUGAACAAAGGACUUCACUCCUGCAGACUCUUUGUGAGCAACUUAGACAGGAAAACAGUGAGCUUCGGAAAAAAAUGGAAGAGGAUCAUCAUAUCAGGAAUCGAGACUUGGAACAACUGAGACAAGAGAACCAGAAAUUGAAGGAGCUGGUCACAGGAGGAGCAGCAGUGGCAUCAUCUGCAGCACAAUCUGAAACUGAGCCUCCAGAAGCCAAAGAGGAGCCUGUAAAAGAAGAAUCUGCCGCUGUACGACCUAAGAUGGAAGCCUCCACACCACAGAGGAGUGGGAAAGCUGCAGAGAAAACCCCAGCAAAGCCUUGUGAUAUAGAAGUGUAUGAAAAGAAGAUCAAGCUUUUGGAGAAGCAGAGAAAGGAUGUACUGGAGGUGAACAAGCAGUGGGACAUUCAGUGGAACUCCAUGAAGUCACAGUUUGAACAGAAGAUCACAGACCUCAGGCAACGGCUAGCUGAGUCUCAGAAGACUGUGCUUGAGCUGGAGGCGGAGCGAGAGCAGCGGCAGCGUGACUAUGACAAGAAACUGUUACUGGCCAAAUCUAAAAUUGAAAAUGUGCAGGGGGAGAAAGAGUGUUUGAACUCUGAGACCACUGAGCUGAAGCAGAAAAUUCGGUACCUGCAGGAUCAGCUGCUGCCCCUCAGCAAACAGCGAGAAUACCAAGAGAAGGAGAUCCAACGACUCAACAGAGCUUUGGAGGAAGCCUUAAAUCUGCACACUCCGUCAUCCUCCCAACAACCACCUGGCCAGGGUAACUUUGCUGAUGCAGCCAACAACCUGAGGAAACAGGAGCUGCUCACUCAGAUCGCUGUACUGAAGGAACAGGUGAAAAUUUUUGAGGAAGAUUUCAGAAAAGAGAGGAGUGAUAGGGAGCGAAUGAAUGAGGAAAAAGAGGACUUGAGAAGACAAGUUGAAAGACUGCAGGGUCAGAUAACUAAUUUGACAAAUCAGCUUCAUCAGGCACAGAACGAGUGUCAGAGAGAACGCACAGAGCGAUGUAAACUGGAGAGACUGCAGAUGCAGCAUCAUAAACAGGGGCAGCAUCAGGAAAGACGUACUUCAGACCCCACAUCAGGCUCAGUGAACGGCCCGCUGAGCCCUCCCUACUGUGGUCCCUUUGUGCAGGUGGGACCGCAGGGCCUCGAGGGUUGGCCCAUACACUUCCCUCCCCGGAUGCCCAAUGCAGCAGGUGCAGCCGCAGCACCGCCCCCUGGACGAGAUUUCCAGCCUGUUACCCCGGGCUUUCCUUGGCAGUCUUCAUUCCCACAACCCAGAGGGGCAAGAGCAGUGGGAGAGAGUUCACGACCACCACCAGAAAAUGCAGAUCAGUCCACAGCAGCAGGAUUUGGAAAAAGGGAGCGACAGAACAUUGAUCCUGGAAAGCACUAAAAGCAUCACAGUGUCCUCGUGGAGCUUGGGUAGUAGCGUGAAUAAGUUUGUUUUUGAGUUGAAAAGGUGUGAUUUGAUCUAUAAUUUUCCUACUGAACUGUAGAUAUUCUAUUGUAUUGUUGUUUAUACUUGGGUUUUAUAAGGCUAUUUGUGAAACACUUCGCUAUUCUGAAUAUAUACAUAUAUACAUGAAAUAUUAUUUAGAUUUUUUUUUCUUAUGUUCUUUUUGAGACUUAAUCUUCAUAUGAUUCUAUGCAGGAACUGAAAUCAUUUGUUAAAUAAGUUGGAAUAAUUAAAGUUUUCCCCUGGAAACUACACAGUACUGUGCAAAAGACUCAGGCAUCCUGCUAUUUUGAUUUUAAAAAAAUUGUUUGAUUUAAUCAGUGGAUCAGUAGAAUAUGUCAUUUGAAAUUUCCAAACAUUCCUAUUCCAACAAAAGUCUAUUUUUUGUAUUUAAAUGUUCACUAAUAAAUGCUCACUACCUGACAGCACAAAGACUGUUGCCACUGGUCCCUCAGUAAUAAAGUGAACCCUAAAUAAAUUGAUCAUUUUCUUAAAAUUGCAAGACUGCCUUCAAAUUCACUUAUAUAUUUAUAAAAUCUAGAUAUUUAGGUUAGUUGGGCUACUGAGUUUGGGCUCUCAAUAUAAUUAUGAUCAUUUUAAGUUUGAGGUGCAUUAAAUAAGCCUAAAGCUUUUGGACAGUACUGUACCUGUUAUUUGGAGGUAAAAGCAGCAUCAGUUUUAAAUGUUGCCACAGUGACUGGAAAUGGAUCUACGGUUUUUUUUUGUUUUUGUUUUUUUCCAUAGGGAUGAAUAUGAGUGUAGUGAGUGAAGUGUAAACAGGCAGGCUUUAACAAUACCAACUCUUGACACUGAUUAAAAUUUUAUAUACAAUAGCAGAAAUUCCUCUCCCUUUUCAGUUGUAGAGCUGCAGGCUGUGGUAAGCUAAAGGUGCCCUGAUACUUGCAUGACUCUGAUCUACGCAUUUGCACGCACGUCGUCAUGACGAUCCCACCUGCUGUGUUCCCAGCUGGACGGUGGGCUUUGUUCUACCAGCUGCCACGCAUUCUGUGCUGGAUGCUGCGUAGAUAAAAUAAUUAUUUCGUAGCGGAUUAAUCAUUUUCUUUGCAAGUUCGCUGCUGAAAAUGGCUCUAAUUGCUUCCUGAAUCACAGCGGACCGCUCCAGCAGCAGCUGUUUGUGUGCGCACUGAACAAGCCAGAGAAAGCCUUUGGAGCUGUCUAAUUAUUUGUCAUGUUUACAUUGUCAUGGCUUGGUAAAACAGUUGCAUGUUCUUUCCUUCUUGUGUGCAGCUGUAAAAGUAUGUUUAUGACAGAUUUAACAUCUUGUUAUAAUCCUUCAGACGAGCUGUGUUCUGAUGCAGUCACCCCUUCUGUCCACUUCUUUACUCAACUUGACGAGCUGCACGUAGCAUCACGCCACGUUGCAUGUUCCACAUUUCGAUAUUCUCUUUGCGCAGUUGCACGCACCGACACCCCUCUCCAAUUCACUCUACAGCCGUUAAAGACGAGUUAACUCUCCUGCAUGACACAGGGCGUGCAAGUGCAUGCAUCAAAGUCAUGCAAGUGUCGGUGCACCUGAACACACAUGCAUAAAGAACGGAAAGCACCUUCUGGUUGCUGUAGCACAGCAUAAAACGUUGCUGCUUAAACUCCCUAUUGUCUCUGCAAAUACGUAUCAUAACUGGAUACUCGGAUUGUUACAGGAAGCCAUUCCCAAAUAUGAAUAAAACUACAAACACUCAUUCCAAACAAUUGGUGAUUAUGUAGGUGCAUAAAAUUAUAGAAUUUACAAUGUGAAUUUUUAUUAAUUUAUAAAAACAAUUUCUUCAGUGUCAUUGAUGUGAUUGAGCUGUCCCAUACGUGUAACCGUUCAAAAGUAGUGGUUGAAAUACAAAAAUUUUGGAAAACAAAUUUUGCUGGUAUCAUAACACAAACACGAUUGUGAUUAUUGAUAAUUUAUUUAUAACCUGCUGUUUUGAUAGUUGCAUUGACUAAGUGUAAAUCAUUGUCUUUAGUAAUGCUGUUCUUUCUGUGUUGUUAGUGUAAUCCCAAUAUAUUGUAGCUAUUGACAUUGUAUGUUUGUAUCUGACACAAUGCACAGUACGUAUGCGCCACCUUAUUAUUAUUUUUUUUCCCCCAUGAUGAUGGACCUAAUCUCAUUAAACACACCACUUCUACUUUCCUAUACUUUAAUUUGCUGAUUGAACACUCAUUCCAGUAUUCAUACACUCAUUGUACACAAUGCUAUAAUAUCACUGACAGUUUCGUCCUUGAUUCUGGAGCACCACAAAAUUUAGAUAUCUGUAAUGAAAACCUUCCUGUUGACUAUUAAAUCCCAGUUUCAUUUAAAGAUAAUAUUGUAUAACUCGUUUCGAAACCUUUUAAGUUGUGCUGGAGCAGCAGGAAGCGAGAAGGUGUCAUCAGUCUUUGGUGGCCAUUGACCUGGUGUUGCAGCAGUAUGGCCCACCCUCAGAGAAAACAUCUGCCAGGAUGUCUGGCUUCACUCUCCUUCCACCUCAACAAUCAGCAAUGCACGCCUCGCCGGCUGACCUGUGAACUGCUGCAGCACCACAUCAAGAGCCCUGAUAAGAGACUUGGUAUCCACUACUUCGGUAAUGUGUGCUGUUAUUACAGCCACUGUGUAUCUCAAAUCAAUACAGUUUUUAUGUGAUACCAUGGGUAGGUUUUGUUUGUUUGUUUUUUUUUUUAAGUAUAGUGUGUUCCAAGUAGUCAGAUGAAGGGCUUCAAAAUGUGCAAAUUAAUUUGAAAAAGGAACAAUUUAACAAAGUUACAGGGAACAAACCCCAAACUGGUGAGAGCUGAAAUGCGACAGUUGAAAUGCACUUUGAACGAUAUGCUGUAGUAAUUACUGGCAGUUGUAUAUUCUUGGUUUGUAGCCCUUUUUCUUCUUUUUUGCUGUAGGCAAAAGCACAUGUGAGACUUUUUGUAUUUGACUGGCUUAAUAAAUAUAUUCUAAAUGUCU